AUGGUGAAGCUCACACCAGAGCUCAUUCAGUCGGUCCCUUCCUCACUCAAUCCCCUCAAAGAGAGACAGCUCGACCUACGAGGCUACAAAAUCCCGGCCAUCGAAAAUCUUGGUAUAACCAAGGACCAGCACGAUGCUAUAGAUUUCACUGACAACUCAAUCACCGUCCUUGGGAACAUUCCUCUUCUCCGCCGACUACGAACGCUCUUCUUCGCUAAUAACCGAAUAGCCUCCAUCUCGCCCUCCUUGCACCUUUCUGUGCCGAACCUUACAACGCUAGUCCUCACGAACAAUAGCAUCACAGAGCUCGGCGAUCUCGAGCCUCUCAAGGAUGUGAAGGGUCUGCAAUAUCUCUCGCUGCUGGGGAACCCCGUGCGCGAGAGGAAAUGGUAUCGCGAGUGGCUUGCAUGGCGAAUACCAGGGCUGAGAGUUCUUGAUUUCCAGAGAAUCCGCGACAAGGAGCGCCAUGCCGCAAAAAGCCUCUUCCUCACGGCGGACAACCUGCCAACGCAGCUCGCGACAACACUGUCGACUACAGUCACGACACACGCUACAAAAGCGCCCGUCACCACGGACGAACCACGCCCGGUCGUCACGCCCGGCAAGGCAGGCCGGCUGAUGUCCAAGGAGGAAGCGGACAAGGUCAAGGAGGCGAUCGCGCGAGCGACGUCUGUGGAGGAGAUCAGGAGGUUAGAGCGAAGUCUCAAAGAAGGCUUCUUGCCGAGCAUGGAGACUGUCGGCGCAUGA
Messenger RNA from Sparassis crispa, 747 nucleotides. Its product is annotated as U2 small nuclear ribonucleoprotein A'. The record is from RefSeq and is a predicted model, not a curated record. Gene Ontology annotation, molecular function: U2 snRNA binding; protein binding. The transcript has 4 exons. The coding region runs from base 1 to 747 and encodes 248 amino acids. Gene Ontology annotation, biological process: mRNA splicing, via spliceosome. Gene Ontology annotation, cellular component: U2 snRNP. NCBI's taxonomy places the organism in Eukaryota, Fungi, Basidiomycota, Agaricomycetes, Polyporales, Sparassidaceae.